Molecule: messenger RNA, 876 nt
Organism: Tremella mesenterica DSM 1558
Lineage: Eukaryota; Fungi; Basidiomycota; Tremellomycetes; Tremellales; Tremellaceae
Exons: 2
Coding region: 1-876 (291 amino acids)
Source: RefSeq, a predicted model, not a curated record
AUGUCUGAAAUGGACUUUCGCAAAAUCUCAAAAGAAUUCCCUCCGUCCAUUCUGACACUUUUACAAACAGAAUACAUUCUACUUGACACUUUAAUUCGAAAAUCAAAAGAUCAACAUAAAUCUCAAAUCUUCUUUUCUAGACUUUUGGCCGUUCGACGUUAUUCGAAACUCGUUCUGUACUCUUUACUCGACCGUCUCCCCUCACAAACUUCAUCCUCUUCAACUCUCAAGCAGGAUCAACAUCUCCCAUCUAGGGUUAGCCCAAAUAACAUAUAUCAUGUCGCUUCACCUUUUGGUACUCCUGACAAGCGGUCAGAUGACAAGAUAUCAAAAGAUCUACAACAUUUGAAGAUUUUGAUAGAUAAGCUAAUUCAAGCCUUGUUCACAGCGACGCAAUCAAGUCAACAAAUCGUUCAACUCCGAUAUUUCCUUCCACUCCACACUGUCUUAAUAUCGAUGUACGCUAGACUUUUCACCAUUUGUACUAGUAUAGAUAUCUGGUUAAGUCCACAACUCCUUACAAACAUUCCAACCACAGAGGUUGAUCGUAAAUCUCAGGUGAUGGAAGUGGAGACAUAUACCGAUUUGGGUGUUCAAGAUGUUGGAGAGAAGAUUGAACGACAAGUCUCAUCAUCUAUCAACGUUGUUCCUCUAUCAAAAAUGAUACGAACAGAGGCAGACAGGAAAGAGGAGAAAGAGACGGUGAUAGAUACCAUCAUGGUCGGAGAAAGACCAUUUUCAAAUGAUCUCACGGAAGACAAUCACCAGACCAACGUCCAAGUACAAAUAAAAGAAGCUGUCGGUUCACCCUCAAUGAAGUCAACCACAAAGAAGAAACGAAAACGUGAUGUCAUGGAUGACAUCUUCGGCUUUUAA